Molecule: messenger RNA, 855 nt
Organism: Pipistrellus nathusii (Nathusius's pipistrelle)
Lineage: Eukaryota; Metazoa; Chordata; Mammalia; Chiroptera; Vespertilionidae
Source: the annotation of a GenBank genome assembly
AUGCAGCAGCCCCUGAACUACCCGUACCCCCAAAUCUACUGGGUGGACAGCAGCGCCCCCUCCCCUUGGACUCCUCCAGGGACAGUCCUCCCCUGUCCCUCCUCGGUGCCUAGAAGAACUGGUCAGAGGAGGCCACCGCCGCCGCCACCACCACCACCACCACCACCACCACCGCCACUGCCACUGCCACUGCCACCCCUGCCUCCACUGCCACUGCCACCUCUGAAGAAGAGGGACCACAACCCAGGCCUGUGUCUCCUUGUGAUGUUUUUCAUGAUCCUGGUGGCCCUGGUUGCGCUGGGGCUGGGGAUGUUUCAGCUGUUCCACCUGCAGAAGGAGCUGGCCGAGCUCAGAGAGUCCUCCAGCCAACGGCAUAUGGAAUCAUCUUUGGAGAAGCAAGUAGGUCACUCCAUUCCAGCCUCUGGAAAAGGGGAACAGAGGAAAGUGGCCCAUUUGACAGGCAAGCCCGACUCAAGAUCCAUUCCUCUGGAAUGGGAAGACACCUAUGGAAUUGCCCUGAUCUCCGGGGUGAAGUAUAAGAAGAGCAGCAUAGUGAUCAAUGACACUGGGCUGUACUUUGUGUAUUCCAAAAUAUACUUCCGGGGUCAGUCCUGCAAGAAACAGCCCCUGAACCACAAGGUCUAUAUGAGGAGCCUGGAUUAUCCCAAGGACCUGGUGCUGAUGGAGGAGAAGAUGAUGGACUACUGCACCGUCGGCCAGAUGUGGGCCCGUAGCAGCUACCUGGGUGCGGUGUUCAAUCUCACCAGUGCUGACCACUUAUAUGUUAAUGUGUCUGAGUACUCUCUGGUCAAUUUUGAAGAAUCUAAGACAUUUUUUGGCUUAUAUAAGCUCUAA